GAGCAAUGUGAGGGCGGACUAGCAGAGUGUAUGAGGCAGCGGCUGAUACUGCGCGCCGGCCGGUCGCCUUUGUAGGCAGCCUGUAUGUAGAGCAUGCGCACUGAGCGUAGGGGUGAUAAUAACAGGGGUUUACAGAUAACAAUGGCUUCCUCCAAGCGUAUGGCAGAUCUUGGAUAUAAGAUGUUUUCUGGAACCAUGAUGCUGCUGACCCUGUAUGGCGGGUACCUGUGCAGUAUCCGGGCGUAUCGUUACUUCAAGCGGCAAGAGCAACUGCAAGCGGCAGCGGAGAACCAGACAGAAGCCAUCCUUAAGGACUGACCUCAGGACUGUCCACAGGAGACACUGCCUUCCUUGAAGUUAUUCUCCAUCCACAUUACCUGCCAACAACCUGUGGAAUCCAGAUGUGCAGUGGAGCUGCGUUCGCAUUACUGGGCUGUAAUUUAAAUUUAUUUUUCUUACAUGAAUUUUUUUAUUUCUCUUCAAUUAAAUGUCAUAUCUGUUCUA
Molecule: messenger RNA, 504 nt
Organism: Bufo gargarizans (Asiatic toad)
Lineage: Eukaryota; Metazoa; Chordata; Amphibia; Anura; Bufonidae
Product: cytochrome c oxidase assembly protein COX14 homolog
Exons: 2
Coding region: 94-318 (74 amino acids)
Source: RefSeq, a predicted model, not a curated record